GCUCCAUCCAGAUGGAUCUCAACAAGAUGCCCAAACCUGCCAAGACGGCUGAGAAGUGCUCCUUGGAGCUCGUAGAUGAGGUCUUGUCUUCGAGUCGCUUCGUGUCGCUCUUUGAGCAGAAGACAGUCAAGGGGUGGUGGCCCUGUGUCGCCGAGCAGGACCAGAAGAAGAUCCUGGCGGGCAAAUUGGAAAUGACUUUGGAAAUCGUGGCAGAACAGGAGCACGAAGAGCGGCCGGCUGGUGUGGGUCGGGAUGAGCCAAACAUGAACCCCAAGCUGGAGGACCCCAAGCGGCCGGAGACCUCCUUCCUGUGGUUCACCUCCCCGUACAAGACCCUGAAGUACAUCCUGUGGCGGCGGUACAAGUGGGUGGUUAUCCUGGCCAUCGUGCUCUUCGUUCUGCUGCUCUUCCUUGGGAUCUUCAUCUACGCCUUCCCG
Molecule: messenger RNA, 437 nt
Organism: Mesitornis unicolor (brown roatelo)
Lineage: Eukaryota; Metazoa; Chordata; Aves; Mesitornithiformes; Mesitornithidae
Product: dysferlin-like
Exons: 3
Biological process (GO): macrophage activation involved in immune response; T-tubule organization; plasma membrane repair
Cellular component (GO): T-tubule; cytoplasmic vesicle
Molecular function (GO): calcium ion binding; calcium-dependent phospholipid binding
Source: RefSeq, a predicted model, not a curated record